Molecule: messenger RNA, 1614 nt
Organism: Copidosoma floridanum
Lineage: Eukaryota; Metazoa; Arthropoda; Insecta; Hymenoptera; Encyrtidae
Gene: Ssl1
Product: general transcription factor IIH subunit 2 Ssl1
Biological process (GO): nucleotide-excision repair; regulation of transcription by RNA polymerase II; DNA-templated transcription
Cellular component (GO): transcription factor TFIIH core complex; transcription factor TFIIH holo complex
Molecular function (GO): zinc ion binding
Source: RefSeq, a predicted model, not a curated record
UUUUGUAAAUAAUUACAUCUUUGUUUUGUUUUUAAAACAGUUUACGACAGAAAAUUUACGAAAGCAGUGGAAAAUAGUCGGAUUUUUCGUUUAUCUUAACAAUCGGCUUUGGUUAAUUAAGGUUAUUCAUUUGGCAAAUAAUUAAACUUACCAUAGUUUAUAGCUAUCUUUUGUAAUAAGCGACUUUUUCACCUAAUUUCAAAAAACAUUUGCUGUCAGUUAUUAGGAUACUUCUUGGGAGCUUUUUCAUCAACUUUAAAACAUGAAAAUGGCUGAUGAAGAAGAAGAAAAGGAGUAUAGGUGGGAAACUGGUUAUGAAAAAACAUGGGAAGCAAUUCAAGAAGAUGAUCAUGGAAUGCUUGAAGCUUCAGUGGCAGAUAUCAUACACAAGGCAAAAAGAAAAAGGCAGCUGGACAGAAAAGAAGGAUCACGAUUGGGAAUGAUGAGACACUUAUUCAUUAUUCUUGAUUGUUCUGAAUCAAUGACAAAUCAGGACUUGAAACCAACACGUUUUUUAUGCUCUCUCAAGCUUCUUGAAGAUUUUAUAGAAGAAUUUUUUUACCAAAAUCCAAUCAGCCAAUUAGGUAUCAUUGCUUCUAGAAAUAAGAGGGCGGAAAAAGUUACUGAUUUAACAGGAAAUUCUAAGAAGCCUCUUAAGGACCUGAAUAAUUUACAACAAACUUCAUUUACUGGAGAACCUUCACUGCAAAACUCGUUAGACCUUGCUUUGAAAACAUUAAAAUUGCUUCCAUCUCAUGCAAGCAAAGAAAUAUUAGUCAUUAUGGGUUCACUAACUACUUGUGAUCCUGGUGAUAUAGGUGAAACAAUAAAGACUUUGAAAGCCGAAAGUGUACGAUGCAGUGUGAUUGGAUUGGCAGCGGAAUUGAAUAUUUGUAAAUUAUUGGCUGUUAACACUGGUGGAGAGCACGGAGUUGUAUUGGAUGAUAAGCAUUUUAAAGAAAAAUUAACUGCUCAAGUCGACCCACCACCUGCAGCCAUGAGAUUAGAUGCAGCUUUGGUCAAAAUGGGGUUCCCUCAUCACGCUCUACACGCAUCUACAACAGAAUUAUCAGUGGCUGUGUGCAUGUGUCAUGCUGACAAGCCUGAUGAAACUUCUCGCUUCACAAAUCCAGGAUACCUGUGUCCCCAGUGCUUUAGUAAACACUGCGAGUUACCUGUAGAAUGUAGGGCAUGUGGACUAACACUGGUUUCUGCUCCACAUUUGGCACGAUCGUAUCAUUACUUGUUUCCUAUAAAACAUUUCAAAGAAGUACAGUACGAAGGAAACUCACAGAGUUGUUACGCAUGCCAAAAAACUUUUGUUGAACUUGACAAGAAGGUUUACGUUUGUGAAAAAUGUACGCAAACAUUUUGCUUGGAUUGUGAAAUUUUUAUUCACGAAUCUUUACACACUUGUCCUGGCUGUGCGACAAACCCAGACAUUAUGUUCAAACAAAUGAAUAAUAGUAAUAAUACUUUGUAAAAAGACAUACUUUUUCUUACAAACGACUUUUUUCCGAAAAGUACAAAUUUAGAUAGUUUGUUUGUGUACUAUAACAGUGCAUGGUACACCUUAUACAUAAAACGUGUCUUAGGACGCACGUGCCGUCACGA